Messenger RNA from Microdochium trichocladiopsis, 2167 nucleotides. RefSeq names its product signal recognition particle, alpha subunit, N-terminal-domain-containing protein. Gene Ontology annotation, biological process: SRP-dependent cotranslational protein targeting to membrane. Gene Ontology annotation, molecular function: GTPase activity; ATP hydrolysis activity; signal recognition particle binding. The record is from RefSeq and is a predicted model, not a curated record. Gene Ontology annotation, cellular component: signal recognition particle receptor complex; endoplasmic reticulum membrane. The transcript has 3 exons. The coding region runs from base 133 to 2115 and encodes 660 amino acids. NCBI's taxonomy places the organism in Eukaryota, Fungi, Ascomycota, Sordariomycetes, Xylariales, Microdochiaceae.
GCCAUACUUUCAUGCCAACGACGUCGACAGGCGUCUCUCAUUUGCAACCAUCUUCACGACCUUCUUGUGUGCGGUCCUGGCUUCCUUGCAAACAAUCCACAUCUUCACACAUCGACAAGGUCGCUCCUCGCCAUGCUUGACAGCUUUGAGGUCUUCACGACCUCAGGCGUGUCCCUCUGGUCGCGCUCCUACGCCCAGGUCGACCCCUCCAUCAUCAAUAGCUUCAUCACAGACCUCUUCAUCGAGGAGAAGGUCCCCACGCCUGGCACCAAGGAAACCCUCUCCGCGGCCAGCAAUCCUGCCUACAGGGCCGACCAGCACACAAUCAAGUGGACCUUCGUCAAGGAAUUGGGCUUGAUCUUCAUUGCUGUAUAUCGCUCGCUAUUGCAUCUUUCAUGGGUGGACAAACUCGUCGACAACCUCAAGACGAUAUUUGUCGAUCUCUAUGGCGAUCAGCUUAAGAAGCCGCACACGACUCUCGUUCACUGCCACAAGUUCGACGAGUAUUUCGACCAGCAAUACAAUGAGCUCGAAUCAGCCAGCGUUACCAACAAGUCUUCGCAGCCUUCGGCCCUCGCGCGUUCAUCCGCCGAUGCCGACCUCUCUAGUGACCAGGACGAGCGAAUGCUCCCCCCAGGCCUCAAGCACAGACACCCAGCGGCCAAAGCCGACCAGUCCUCCACGGCCGACUCGACCCCAAUAGCGACUCCGACAACGUCGCGACCGACGACCCCAGCGAGCGCCGGCCAUCUUCUUGUUGGCAAGACCGGGCCUGGCGGCAAGAUGUCCAGAAGGGCACGAAAGAUGCAAAACACCAGCUCCGCGCCCGCGUCGUCAGGCGACGAGGCUUCGGCUCGCAAGGGCAAGAAGGCACCUAAGAAGGGUCGCAAGUGGGAUGCGGACGGAUAUGCCACUGAGGACGAUGAUACUCAGCUCGAUUAUUCUGCGAGCAAGGGUGCCGAGACGAAUGACGACGAGGCCCAGGGCCGCUCAUCUGCUGUGGAGGGCGUUGAUGCGGACACUUGGGGUACCAAGACGUCCAAAGGCCAGUUCGUGCUGCGCGACCUUGGUGAUGAAGUGCACUCAAUUCUUAAAUCGGCAGAGGAGAAGAAAGCUGCCUCAAGCACCGAGGCCAAGGGUGGGCUGAUUGGAAGCGGGCUGAGCACGAUUGGCGGUCUCUUUAGAAACGUGGUUGGAGGCAAGACAUUGACCAAGGAGGAUCUCGACAAGGCCAUGAAGGGCAUGGAAGACCACCUCCUACGCAAGAAUGUUGCGCGUGUUGCAGCUAUCCGCUUGUGUGAGGGUGUGGAAAGCGAACUCGUCGGUGUCAAGACUGGCAGUUUUGAGAGCAUCAACUCUCGCAUCGCGACGGCAAUGGAGGCGUCGCUGACCAAGAUGUUGACACCCACUGGGUCUUUGGACCUCUUGCGUGAGAUUGACGCAGUCACCAGACCGACUUCCGGCCGCAAUGCCAGGCCAUACGUCAUCUCCAUCGUUGGCGUCAACGGUGUCGGCAAGUCUACGAACCUGUCUAAGAUCUGUUAUUUCCUCCUGCAAAACAAGUACAAGGUGCUCAUUGCGGCUGGCGAUACUUUCCGCUCUGGCGCUGUGGAGCAGCUCAAGGUCCACGUGCGCAAUCUCAGGGAGCUGACAGAGCGCGAGGGAGGCAAGGUUGCAAUCUUUGAGAAGGGCUACGGCGGAGAUGCUGCCUCGGUCGCCAAGGAUGCUGUCAAAGAGGCGACCAAUGAGGGCUACGAUGUGGUUCUCAUUGAUACCGCCGGGCGCCGUCACAAUGACCAGCGGCUGAUGUCUUCGCUUGAGAAGUUUGCGCGGUUUGCCAACCCGGACAAGAUUCUCAUGGUCGGUGAGGCUUUGGUGGGCACGGACUCGGUCGCGCAGGCACGCAACUUCAAUGCUGCCUUUGGAGCGGGACGCAAGCUGGACGGCUUCAUCAUCUCAAAGUGCGACACGGUUGGGGACAUGGUCGGAACGCUGGUCAGCCUGGUGCAUGCUACCAACGUGCCCGUCCUCUUCGUGGGUGUCGGCCAGCACUACUCGGACAUCCGCAACUUCUCAGUCAAGUGGGCAGUGGAGAAACUACUGAGCAACUCAUAAGCGAGCAAGGAGAUAUAAUACAAUACAGGCCCUGCGAUCUGUUCGAAAUCUG